CACGACAAUAUAAAUUGGCACAUAUCUAGUCAGCUGUGGUACCAUUUGCGAUAUAAAAACAGUGUGCACACACCGACAAAGAAGGACAACAUGGAUCAUGUGGUUGUAGCCGCUGAGUUUGACCAUGAAGUUAACGAAAUACUGCAGCAGAUAGUCAAGUUGGACAUAGCCACAAAGAACGAAGAAAUAUGCACAUUAUUAAAAACUGUGCGUUUGCUACUAACAAAAACUCAAUCAUGCCAAAACACGCUAGCAAACAACAAAGAAUUUGCCGAAUUCAUAAAGCAUGUUGUUUUCAAUCCAAACAAUCCGAUAGAGUACCGCACACUUCACAAUCUCACGCUGCAAGUGCUGGCCAACAGCGUUGUCAAUAAUGAAAGCGCACAGGGAGUUAUAUGGGCAACACAUGGCGCUUCAAUUGUGGAACAAGUUAUUGCACCGCCACUUGGCAACUCAAAUAAUGUGCUCCUGAUGGUUAUGUACAACAUUUAUCUGGGUGGCGGCCAUAUAAACGACCAGUUGGCUUUGGAGACAUGUGUACGUCUCUGGCAGGCUAUUAAUGCACUGCAAUGCAGUUAUAAUUUCGAAUUUCUGCAUUUUUUUCUGGAGCAUUUUGUGGUGCAUAAUGCUCGGACAUGUGUAGCUAUUUAUCAGCGACUGACGGUAGAAGAACGCAUAGCUUUUCUGGAUUAUGUCGCCAACUAUUUGCGCGAUAACAGCCCAAAUGGCGAAAUUGGCACAUUCCUCCUUAAACAUUUUGCCAAGGAGUUCAGACUAAAAUCCGAUUGCAUCUUGCGAGAAACAAUCAAAUUGCGUCAUGAGCUACAUCCCCGAGAAGUGCACACUCUGUUGCGCAUCAUAGCAAGUGCCAGUGGCUCUGAAAAGUAUGCUAGUACAUACACCAGUGAUCACUCCCUCUUUAUAAACGUAAGCAGCUUGCUGCGGUGUGUAGUAGAAGCAGGUAAAGCUCCCCAUGGCGGCAGCGUGGACAAGCCAAUGACCAAGUUGGAGGAAGUUGCGCGAACCUCUACAAUAGAUGCAGAUUAUGAGUCGAAAGUAUCGUACGAGCUGAAAACGCUUCUGGUGCGCUGCACCGCCAAUUUGUUGUACAACAAUCACGUAAAUAUAGGCUACUGCUUAGAUACGCAACUACUUCCUACGCUGCUCGAAUGCACGGUUAUGGAUGCCCGCAAUCCUUUGAUGCGCGAGUGGAGCAUUCUAGCCAUACGGAAUGCCUGCAUUAAUUGUCCAGAGGCCCAACAGAUAAUUAGUGGAUUGACCAUGCAAGGAGCUGCUCAAAACGAUAUACUAAGCGAACUGAAUCUUGAAUUGGGUGCGCUGCGCAUUUCGGACAGGCAACAGCAAUAGCACACAUAUAACACCAAAACAAGUGGUUGCUUGUCUUUUCGCACAACGUCAUCGCCCGCCCCAACUUGCUAGAAAUAUAAGUAUAUGUAUGUAUUUGUGUGCUCAACGAUGCGCUAAUGGCAUGCCAGAAAGAUCCAACAGCAUUAAUAAACUCGUUGUCAACGUUUAAUAGCGCGCUGCUCGGUCCGAGCAAGUGGCCAGUGAUAGCAAGUGUGUGCGCGUUGGCAUGCGCUUGUACAUAAAAAUAGAAGCCCAUGGCGGUGGCUGCUAGUGUAUGUAUGUUUGUUGGACCAUAAAAAAGAUGCCUAAAUACAUCAAUUUCUAAAUUUAUGCA
Messenger RNA from Scaptodrosophila lebanonensis, 1702 nucleotides. RefSeq names its product ataxin-10. Bases 91 to 1368 code for a protein of 425 amino acids. The record is from RefSeq and is a predicted model, not a curated record. The transcript is spliced from 3 exons. Gene Ontology annotation, biological process: neuron projection development. Lineage: Eukaryota; Metazoa; Arthropoda; Insecta; Diptera; Drosophilidae. Gene Ontology annotation, cellular component: cytosol.